Salarias fasciatus (jewelled blenny) is the source of this 2831-nucleotide messenger RNA. It is a transcript of the gene dync1li1, whose product is annotated as dynein, cytoplasmic 1, light intermediate chain 1. The coding region runs from base 76 to 1551 and encodes 491 amino acids. The record is from RefSeq and is a predicted model, not a curated record. Gene Ontology annotation, cellular component: centrosome; cytoplasmic dynein complex. The transcript has 14 exons. Gene Ontology annotation, molecular function: dynein heavy chain binding. NCBI's taxonomy places the organism in Eukaryota, Metazoa, Chordata, Actinopteri, Blenniiformes, Blenniidae. Gene Ontology annotation, biological process: microtubule cytoskeleton organization; microtubule-based movement.
GGCGUGCCGUGCGGGACUCGGCUAGCUCGCCGCUGCUACAUCCGGGCGCUCCGUUCGGUUUACAAGCCUGCGAAGAUGGCGACUCCAGGGAGGAGUGCAUUAUUAUCCUCCACAUCAGCUGGACCCAAGAGCACGCCGGAGAGCUCCAACCCGGAGGAGGACGACGGCCAGGACCUAUGGUCCACCAUCCUGAGUGAAGUCUCGACCCAUUCAAGAUCCAAGCUACCGUCCGGGAGGAAUGUCCUGGUCAUGGGUGAGGUGGGGUCGGGGAAGACCACCCUGGUCGCAAAGCUACAGGGGGUUGAAGAAUACAUGAAGGGGCGUGGCCUCGAAUACCUCUACUUUAAUGUCCAUGACGACGACAUCGAUGACCAUGCCAGAUGUAAUGCCUGGGUGUUGGAUGGAGACCUUUACCACAAGGGUCUGCAGGGAGUCGCAGUACCCGUGGACUCCGUUGAGAACACGCUGCUGCUGAUCACAGUUGACAUGUCGCGGCCGUGGAACGCGCUGGACUCCCUCCAGAAGUGGGCCGCCGUUGCUAGGGAACACAUCGACAAACUCCGAGUCGCCCCGGAAAAGCUGCGGGAGCUGGAGCACAGAAUUGUAAAACAGUUCCAAGAGUACACGGAACCAGGUAGUGGGGAAGAUGGCGCACCGCAGAGAAGGAGCGACGAGGAGGAGAGCAUCCUGCUGCCAUUAGGAGACAACACACUCACGCACAAUCUGGGGAUACCCGUGGUGGUGGUCUGCACGAAGUGCGACGCGAUCAGCACGCUGGAGAAGGAGCACGACUACAGAGACGAACACCUGGACUUCAUCCAGUCCCACAUCAGACGCUUCUGUCUGCAGUAUGGUGCCUCUCUGAUCUACACGUCGGUGAAGGAGAUGAAGAACCUGGACAUCCUGUACAAAUAUCUGGUCCACAGACUCUACGGCUUUCCCUUCCACUGCCCCGCACAAGUAGUGGAAAGGGACGCCGUCUUUAUUCCGUCAGGGUGGGACAAUGAGAAGAAGAUCGCCAUACUACAUGAGAACUUCCAGACAGUAAAAUCAGACGACAGCUUCGAAGAAGUAAUAGUCAAACCGCCAGUCAGAAAGAUUGUCCAUGAAAAAGAGAUUCAGGCCGAAGAUGAUCAAGUAUUUCUGGUCAAACUGCAGUCGCUGAUCGCCAAACAGCCCGCCGUGACAGCGGGACGGCCAGUGGACACGACCAGCAGAGCGCCCACGGGCUCCCCGAGGACGAGUAAUCGCUCUGCGGCGGCCAACGUGGCCAACGCCAUGCCACAGUCAGGUCAGACCAGUGAGGGCGUGUUGGCCAACUUCUUCAACAGUCUACUGACAAAGAAGCCGGGGACAGGCGGGCCGGGGACACCGGGCGGAGGGAACAACACUCCAGGGACCGUACGGAAGUCAGACAUGAGCAUAACUCUUGGUUCGAAACUGGGCCUGAGUGACGUCCAGGCGGAGCUGGACCGCAUAUCAAACCGGGAGACUGACUCAGACUUGCCCAAUGCCAACGAGACCCCCGCCACCGACGGCCAGGACACAUGAAGACCAACACUUUUCUCCCUGCUCUCUCUUCCCUCCACCCCGGUCAUUGCCCACCUCCCCCUCCCCCUCCUCCUUCCUCCACUUCAUCAUAAAAGUCCAGGGGAAAAGAGGAGUGGACGCACACACACGUUUUCCUUUCUCUCCCCCCCCCUCCCCCCCGUCGUCCUUCACUUUAUCCCACCCCAAGGAGACCAACACUCCCCCCCUCCCUCCCCCGCACCUCGUUCCCACCACCCCCACCUCCUCUCUCCUCCUCCUCGGCCCAUUCCGCCGAGGAUUUGUCACUGUUACAUUCGAGACUGUCUGUUAACAUGGGUAGGGGGGAAACCGAAAGGGACGUGUGAAGGCAUGAGAGAAAGUCGGAAAAAGACUGAUUGCAAGAAUGAGAGCGAGAGCGUUUCAUCCAUCCGUCGGCUGUGACGGCACAGUUAGCGUUUUGACUGUAGGAAGUUUUGAGGGCGCAUGAUGAGGAGAGAAAUUGCACUUAGGUGAACUAGGGAUGGUUGUGUGUUUAUUGUACGUGGGGCGAGUCCUGCCUGGGUAGAGGAGAUUCAUAACAAACAAUGCCUGAGACAAAAUUUGCAACCAGUCUUUUUUUUUUUCUUCUUCUUCUUCUUCUUCUUUUUUACAUACAUGAAGGGAAACGUACAGUAUUUGUGAGUGAGUGUCUGUGUGGAUGUGUGUGUGUGUGUGUGUGUGUGUGUGUGUGUAUGUGCAAGCAGAGUGGCUGAGGUAGGAAAACGAAGGAAGUCAUUUCACCUUAGUCCCAAUUGUUGCGAAAUUUUUGACUGUUUGUAUUUCAACCAAAUGGCAUCAGACGUCACUAUGCUCUUACACUACAGCUCACCUGAAGGAGUGAAAACUCUUAUUAUUCCAGCAACCAUGACUGCUUGACUACAUGAUUAAAAAAAAUCUACUACAAAUUUAGACACUAUGGUUCGUCACGAGACUCGAUUUCCCCCCAAUUGGCCGAAGGGUUCCUGGAGUUGCUGACAAAGUUGAAAAUGUGUGUAGAUAGCAGACUGUACACUGAGAAGGGAGGGCUUGUAGAGGGUCGGGUGGGUAGCUGAGCUUUACUUGUACAGAAAGACACACUAGUGAUUAAGUUUCAUAGUUACUGCUGGCAGGGUGGCGGUCGGGGAACGAGGGAGGGUCACAUCAAGAAUGUACAGUCAUUGUCAUGCUGAUUGGUCCUGUUAUUUCAGAGCUCUGUGUUGGCGUUUGUAUAAUCAAAUCUGUCAAUCAGUCAAAUAAAAGGUGUAUUUAUUCGGAUUCAUCCA